CCACGAGCGAGAAAGGUGUAAUGUGUAAGUGUGAUUUCAUGUGUAACGUGUAAGCGUCGUCUGAGGGAUCCUUGGUGGAGCGCAUUUAGUGUCUCUAGCUCUACUUGUGAGUGCUUAUACUUCAUCAUUCAAGAGACGCUUGUUGCUCUUCCAUUUUGCAAAUGCGUCUAGGUGGUUGUCCACGAGGAUACCGGCUGAUAGUGAUUGGUGCACCAACAAGAAAUAAACUGAGUAGGCAACACCAAGUGGGUAACAAUUCUUAGAAAUAUUAGCAAAACCAGUGGUAUGAUAAUAAUUUUUGUCAGUAAAAGUGGUAUAGUUGUCAGUAAAUACAGUAAUUACUUCAGAAGUACUUCAGAACUCUAGACUUAGAAACAACCCGCUGAGUCGUGCUGGCAGAGAGCCCGCCACGUCCGUAUGCGUGAACAAGCUCAAAACCAGAAGCGGCGACAUUGACGUCACCUUUGUCGCUGUCAAAAACCUGCUGUCGGUUUUUAGUAGUUCUACUAGAAGAUCGUAACGGAGACGAGCGGAAAGCAGUGAUCUCUGCAUUAAUCACCUUCUCUUUGGCGCUGCAGCACUGGUUACUUAGAAGUUACUUAGGAUUACAGCUUCAACGAGCAAUUCAGCUGUAAGAGCUUCGGCGUUAUUGGUCAUAGUGCAACUCCUUCUGCGGUAAAACUCAGGAAGAAUUUUUGUUCGGCUGCUGCGAAACAUCCUCUUCUUCUACUACUUCUCCUGACAUCAAGUUGUUGGCUUCUACUCCGUAACAGGAGCAGCUUUUAUUAAGGCUCAACUUUCAAUGGUCACCAUUUAGAUUGGAGUCACCAUUUAGAUUGGAAGAGGCGACCCCUUGAGAGAACAGGGGAAAACGAAGGGAAAGGGGAGAGCUUUGAAGGGGGUCCCUUCCGUUAAGAGUCAGUGGCCACUGAGUGCUGAGCUUUAAUUUUAGAAACAAGACAACAAGAUGCAUCGUUUCGACACUUUUUCGAAACCUCUCCAGGAGUUCCAGGUCAAGACCAAGACAGGAGGAUACCUGUCAAUAUGUGCAGGAUGCAUGAUCGUCUACCUGUUGCUCAGCGAGGUGAUCUUCUUCCUCGAACUAGAGCAGAAGGACGAAAUGGUCAUAGACCUCAACCAGGACACCAAGACGUUCAAAAUGCACUUGGAUUUGUGGGUAUAAGAAUUUGGACUUUGUGGAAUAUUUUAUUGCACUCUAGAUCAGAAGAACCGGACUUUUCUUGCACCACCGCCUUGCUAGGCACAUUCAUUCUUCUUCAUUCACUGAUCAACCGAAAGAAGAGAACGUGUACGAUAUGUGACCAGGGACUGACCUUCAUACCGAGUACAGAUGAAUCAUUUUCCUCAUCAUGUUCAUGGCUAGUAGUAGUAGUAGUGUACCCAUUCUAGAGGUAUUUGCCCUUUUAAUUAGGUAGCACAUCUUCCUGAUAACCUCAAAACGAAGUAGCUACCCACUCUUACCACUUCAUGGCUGAUAACCUCUCUCAUCACACUCUUACUCCAGCUCCCUGAGCUUCCUUGCAGCGUGGUCGCUUUGAACUUGGUCCAUGUGAAGAACCAAGACAACGUAAUGCAUGUCGGUCACACAAUUAUCAAGCAGCGAUGGGGAAAGGAAACCAAGGAGGAGGAAUACCAGGAACUGGGCAAGGGAAUCCGCGCUUCGCUCCAUCGAAUAUCAGCCUCAUCAGGCGAAUUCAGCGACAAUCUCCAGCGAAACCUUGGCAAUGCAGCACUGGAGGGUCUAGCGCACUCGACAAGGAAACAGAGAUGCCACAGUUGCUACGGUGCGAUGAGCGAUGAGGUAUCCCUCUUUUGGAACAAUGAUCUUACCGAACAAUACUAUGGAUUCGAUUUCAGUACGGAAAAACAUGAACAUCUGUUUAAACUUCUACCUGAAUUUUUCGUUCACACACUUCUCACCCUCGUCACCCUUCAACCAUCCACCUUCAACCAUCCACCUUCAACCAUCCACCUUCAACCAUCCACCUUCAACCAUCCACCUUCAACCAUCCACCUUCAACCAUCCACCUUCAACCACUCAGGAUGAUUGCUGCAACACGUGUGAGUCUGUGAAGGCGGCUUUCAAAAAGCAAGGAUGGAAGUUGCCGCCAGAUCACAUUGUUGAACAGUGCCAGUCUGAGGUGUUCGAAUCCCAUCCACCGCAGGCUUAUGAAGGUUCUUGAUAGUUUAUUGUGAGUUAGAUGAUCAUUGGAUAUCACAAUUCUUGUAAUUUUUUUAUCUAUUGCAUGCUCUUAGAUUUCUUGAUAAUUUAUUGCAUACUGUUAUUGUGAGAUUGGAUUUCCCGGCUCUUCUCGCUCGCUUACCCGUUAUUGUGAGAUUGGAUAUACUCGAAAACUGAAAAUAACCGAGUUACUGACUGAAAUACGGGAGGUAGCUUUGACAGGGCUACUCUUCCUUAUUCAGUAUCUCGCCUAUUUCCAGUAGUCACUCGCUUAUUUCUUCAGUUUUUCGAAUAGACGAUUCUUGUAAUUUAGAUUUCAUCUCCAUCCACCUCACAAACCAUCCCUUUUGCUACGAAGUUACUUAGACAACAGACAGACAGCAGAAUCUUUUCCUAGUAAUUUACUUAGACAGCAGAAUGAAAUCGAAUCCUUCACGUCUUCUCUCUUCCCACCAUCCACAGGUUGCAAGCUCACUUCUCGAAGUGUCGCGCGAAAGGUUCCGGCUUACCUGCAGAUUGGUUUGGCUUAUGAUUUUGAUAAGCAAUAUCUGCAUGCCAACUUUAUCGAGAAGGCGCAGAGGGGCUAUGUUUCUUUUACGCACGUGAUCGAUCGUCUCCUCUUUGGCGCGAAUUUUCCAGGAUUCAUUCCGGUACUGGACGGCAUCGAGCAACAGCAUGAACAUGGUAUAUAUUUAUAAGUAAGUUAACUAUAGAUGUUCUUUCUACGCUUACAGUUUACCUACUUAUCGGUGUCGUAGCUCUUCUUAGAAGGUACUACUUCACUGAACGGCCUCAUACAUAGAUACACAAUGCUAUACAGGAGGCGCCAUGACAUGACAUGACAUGACUUAGUUAUUAGUAGAUAAGUAUUUGCUUGACAUUGACUUUUCUUCUCUCGGUUUUUGUUUUUCUACUUAGGUUUGCACCACCAACAUUGUAGAUGUUUCUACGAGAAGAUGAUGCCACUUACUUGAUGGUACCUACUUAUGAUUUUUUUUAUAUUGAUGAUCAAGAAGAAAAAGAUUGGGAUUGGGGCAGCUCAUCUCGGUGUCGUGGAUAAGAGCACAUCACAAAUAACUAGUACUACAGUGAGUUGUUCUUGAUUGACAGACUUAAUUGACUCUUUCACCUACAACACCUACUCAGUGCCGCUGAUCGAAAGCUGGAGCGAGGAGAAGCUUGAGUCCCAGAGUGAGCACUGGCAGUACGACUUGCAUCUCAUUCCGACCGAUUUUAUCACCCCAUUCGGCCAAGUAAUCGAGAGUCACCAAUACUCGGCUACGCAGUACUUAAUAUAGACUUUUUUUUGCACAAUAGAUAAAACCUAUUUCUGUAACUGAAAAUAUUACGCUUCAGUAGUAAAAAAAUCAUGAAAUUGGAAAGUUUACUCCCAAUUUUCAUAAGACUUCUAAGUCCAAAUUCUUGUUUCCUUUCCGAAAAAAAGUCACCACCACAACCACCAGUUUCGUCAAAGGCCUGAACGUGGUCCAGCGACAUCGUGACUUGCCGGCUGCCGGUAUCUACUUCAAAUACGAGUUCACGGCCUUCCGCGUCAAGUGGAUUCAGAGCUACAAGAGCGUUGCCCAUUUCCUCUUAAGGCUCACAAUGCUCAUAGUACAUUUUCCUCUUUGAGGGCCAUACAUUUUCCUCUUUGAGGGUCAUACAUUUUCCUCUUUGAGGGUCAUACAUUUUCCUCUUUGAGGGUCAUACAUUUUCCUUCUUCCUGGAGGUCUGAAGCAAUGGACGCCUGCUGCCUCAGAGACUUUAUUGGAGUCCUCUCUACAUUGUAACUCCUUCGAAAUACUGGUCUUGGAAAGUCCUAGGUUCGUCGUAUUAUUUUGAGCUCUAAUCUCCACGAACAUCUGCGCUAUUCUGGGUGGCAUCUACGCCUUCUUCUCCAUGGUCGACAACGUCUUCUAUCAGGUACUUAUUACGACUCUCUAUUAAUUUAUCAAUCACUUAUUAAUUGUAGUACUUGUUGUACUACUUGUGUUAAAUAUUAAUAAGAUUUUUCUGCGUACUUCAUAUUCACAUGAUAUUAUAGCUCCGGUGAUCGCUAUUUUUCCCAUCUUUCCAGGUGAGCAAGUCGAUGAAGGGCGGAGAGAGAUCUCUGAAUCUCUAAGUCGAUGGAUUUAGUAGAAAAGCGUCGGAAUUGAUAUUCAGUAUGAUACGAGGGUAUCCAUCUCAAUUUCGAUGCUUAGGGAGGACGGGCACUCGCAGAAGGAGGAUUGCAUCUGCUGCGAGGUAAGGAAGGUGGACCCAUUAGGGGUAGUAGGUGAGUCACGACUUUUUGGUCCUGUAAAUAUGAGAGGUGAAAUUUUUUGAUCAAUGAGCAUUUUCGCACAUAGGAUAAAAACGUUCCAAGGACAUCAAUACGCUUAACAAACUGUCCGUUACUAGUGCUAGGCUUACUGCUGUUACUGCUGUUACUGACCGCUCUUACUUCUUACCUUAAAAUUAUAACCUUAUCAGACAAUCACGAAUUUUGCUGUUGCAAAAAUACAACCAAUUUUAUAUCAUGACGUUGCUUGGCAUUGGCUACAAAGAUAGAAGAGGGAUUGAAAUGGGCUAAUGAAAAAUUCAAUUGUAGUAAGUAGUUAUAGUUGUGAAAUAUUGUACAAGUAAAUAGAUUGUUGUACAAGACACAUGUAUAUAGGUAGCCGCAGGUUCUGUAAAAGAUGAUGUGGCACCAGUUGAACAGAGGAGAAUGACCUUUUUCGUAAUGACUCACUUUUCUUUGAAAAGAAUGCAUCUUCAUGGUCAGACGAUCUACUUUAAUUUUUAUGCAGCAAGUUUACAGGCGGACACGAGAAUCAAGGAGCUACGAUUAUGACCCUGAAUCUCAGCCAUGACCCUGAAUCCAGUUGUACGCUGACCGUGACUUUUUUUCUUAAUUAACUGAAACUGUGUAGAAUCUUUGUUUGAUAGUUCGUUGUUUGCUACUCACUCUAGGAAACAAACUAGCAUGGGAAAAGUUCGAAUAUUUCGAAUAUGUACCAAAAGAUUUGUGCUGACUGGCUCAGGGCAAAAGAAGACUUGGAAACCACUAACUAAUCAUUAGGGGAAAAUAGACAGCUUUCAACAACGAAAAACAACGUUUUAGAAAUGCAUGUACCAAAUUAGUGUGAACAAGUUAGUAGUGUUUAAGACCGUAUUUCUUUUUAAGUUCGCAAGCAUCAACUGUAUCAACCAAUAGGCAUACUUAGAGGUUGUUGUUCAAUAUUUGAAAAGAGAAAACUACAAGUACACUGUACUGGGCACGCAGCCGGUGCUUUUGCUUCUGUCUUUGAGGCAAGCUCUGAGGUGAAGAGCAAAAGUGAACAAAUUUGUAAAGAGGACUUCUCCUAUCCUACACCUACUUCUGAAUGUUACUUAUACGCCAUGGUAGCUAGCAUGGUAGCCCAAGAGUCUACUAUAAGGAAUCAAAGGCUGUAGGUGUAGCUAGGAGAGGCGAAAGAACAAGUAUUUCAACAUAGUCGCAUGAUUCAAAGUCAUAUGCUGGAGAUGGAGAAAAAGAUUCAAAAUCAUAGAAACAAGGGAUCGCAAUCGCCACGAGAUGUACCAAACUCAUUGUUUGUUGUAAUCAUAAAUUGAAAUUACAUGUGGCACAGCUGCUGUGACACGCGAGAGCCUAGAGGACGAGGGCAGGCGAAGUCGCCAACGGAAAUGAAAUGUGGCUACUUCGAGCGUGCUGUGGUGACGAGAGUUCAGAACUUGAACUUGAUUAAUUUUCACAAGUUCUCGU
Amoebophrya sp. A25 is the source of this 5948-nucleotide messenger RNA. NCBI's taxonomy places the organism in Eukaryota, Dinophyceae, Syndiniales, Amoebophryaceae. The record is from the annotation of a GenBank genome assembly.